Messenger RNA from Physeter macrocephalus (sperm whale), 2566 nucleotides. RefSeq names its product DEAD-box helicase 51 (gene DDX51). Lineage: Eukaryota; Metazoa; Chordata; Mammalia; Artiodactyla; Physeteridae. Gene Ontology annotation, cellular component: nucleus. The transcript is spliced from 15 exons. The annotation marks the transcript as partial. Gene Ontology annotation, molecular function: ATP binding; nucleic acid binding. The record is from RefSeq and is a predicted model, not a curated record.
UGCAAGCGGCGGAAGGCGGGCGACGAGGAUGAGGACGCGGGCGCAGAGAGCAGCGAGGAGGCGCCGGCGGGGGACAGCGUGGGCGCCGAAGCCGCUGGGUCGCCGGAGGGCCAGGGCGGACCGCUCCCCGAAGAGGCCACUGGUCCCCCAGCCCACGCCCUGGUGCUUGGGGGCUUCAGGAGGAGCAAGGCGCCAAAGGUCCAGCCUUUCCUGCCAGCGUGGCUGGCUGAGCCAAGCUGCGUUGGAAAGAAUGUCACCGAAGGCCUGGUGUCUAUCGAGGAUAUCCCGGAAGUCCACCCGGACCUGCGGAAGAGGCUGCGGGCUCAGGGCAUCUCGUUCUACUUUCCAGUGCAGGCAGCAGUGAUCCCCGCUCUCCUGGAGAGCACAGCCAGCGGGUUCCUGGUGAGCAGAGGCGGCUGCCGACCCAGCGACAUCUGUGUUUCCGCCCCAACGGGCAGUGGGAAGACCCUGGCCUUCGUCAUCCCUGUGGUGCAGGCCUUGCUGCGGCGAGCCGUGUGCCGGGUCCGUGCCCUGGUUGUGCUGCCGACCAAGGAGCUGGCCCAGCAGGUGAGCAAAGUGUUCAACGUCUACACAGAUGCCACUCCUCUUCGGGUUGCCCUGGUCACCGGGCAGAAGUCGCUGGCCAAGGAGCAGGAGAGCCUCGUGCAGGACACAGCAGACGGCUUCCGCUGCCUGGCAGACAUCGUGGUGGCCACCCCCGGCCGCCUGGUGGACCACGUCGAGCAGACCCCAGGAUUCAGCCUCCAGCACCUCCGCUUCCUGGUCAUUGACGAGGCCGACCGCGUGAUAGACAGCAUGCACCAGUCCUGGCUCCCGCGCGUGGUGGCCGCGGCCUUUCCCAGUGAGGGCACGAGGGACCCCUUGGCUCUGCUCCAGAGAACGCAGCCCCGGGCUGUGACUGCAGCCAGCGUCUGCUGCCCCCAGAUGCCACUGCAGAAACUACUCUUCUCGGCCACCCUGACCCAGAACCCUGAAAAGCUGCAGCAGCUCGGCCUCUACCGGCCCCGGCUCUUUUCCACGGUGUCGGUGCACGGGGGCCCCAGAGACCCCGACACGGACGGGGACUCGGGCGGGAAGUACACCUUCCCUGCAGGACUCACGCAUCGCUACGUGCCCUGCAGCCUCCGCCUCAAGCCGUUGGUCGUCCUGCACCUGAUCCUGGAGAUGAAUCUCUCAAGGGUUCUGUGUUUCACCAACUCCCGCGAGAACUCCCACAGGCUCUUCCUGCUGGUCCAGGCUUUCGGGGGCGUGCGCGUGGCCGACUUCUCCUCCCGCUAUGGGCCUGGCUCCAGGAAGCUGAUCUUGAAGCGGUUUCAGCAGGGGAAGAUCCAGCUCCUCAUCAGCACCGACGCCACGGCCCGCGGCAUCGACGUGCGGGGCGUGCAGCUGGUGGUGAACUACGACGCCCCCCAGUUCCUGCGGACCUACGUGCACCGGGUUGGAAGAACCGCCCGCGCCGGGAGACCUGGCCUGGCCUUGACGCUGCUCCUCAAGGUGCAGGAGAGGAGAUUUACCCGGAUGCUCGGCGAAGGCGGGGUGCCCGGCCUGCAGCGGCACGACGCCCCGGGUGAGCUCCUGCAGCCGCUGGUCCCGCGGUACCGGGAGGCCCUGGCCCAGCUGGAGAGGGCCGUCAGGGAGGAGCGGGAGAGCAGAGGCUGCCUGCAGAGGCUCGGGACAGGCCGGCGAGGGCUCCCCCCUCCAGCUGGCGGGGCGCCCCCUUCCCGGAGACAUCCUGAGCGCCGCUUGCCAGACGCGUGAGCCGGAGCCGCCGGGAGAGCCUCGGGCCCGGCGCCCUGGACACCAGGCUCCGGCCCAGGCCUGAGACCUCCCGGGGGCCCGAGGUCAGCCCCCUGUCGGGCGGUCUUUCUGAGAACAAGCCUCCGGCGAAACUGUUUACGCUCCCCCGGCGCUGACGGGGUGGCGUCUGCCACGCGUUAGGCUGUAAGUUGGGGGUCGGCCUUGAGGUACCUUCAGGAACUCCGUUCUGACAGCGUGAGCCACCCCCCUCCGUGGGAGAGGUGGCCCUGGGUCCCUCGCUGCUGGGGCGAACGGCCGGCCGCUGAGUAGCCGUUCCCCGCGAGGCGUCGCAGAGGACGGAGGGUGCGCCGCGUGGUCGUCGCGGCUGUACCUCCCGAUGAGUCCCCGUGCCUGUGAGACGAGCGUCCGGGAAACAGGCUUCAGAGCGCUGACCGCCGUCUCUGCGAAGGCCUCGUUUCCAAAACGCACGUGUUGACAGAGCCUUAAUGGGGAGGAACCGCGGCUCCUCGUGUCGGCGGAAUAACCACCCACGAGUCCUGGCGUCCCGUGCGCCCGCUGUCGCCCGAGUGGACGUCAUGGGGCGGAGUGGGCCGCUUAUGGGAGAGCACGCGGACCAGGACUCGGGUCGCACCAGCCCGGACCUCUCGGGGCUGUAAACGCACUGUGCCUACCGAACCCGCUCACAUCUCAGUCCAGGCUUCGCACGGGACCCGGGGGGACGACACAGCCAGGCGCCGCCUCUGAGAGGCGGCUUCCCGGUCUGUGGAUUGUAUCUCAAUAAAGCAUC